CGGACUGCCUCAUCUGCUGCUGGGACGGUUGAGCUCUUCAAGCCCGUAGAUAAACUUCUGCUCCAUACUAGUUAGACUAGACAAGUCAGGCAGUUUGCAGUGGCCAAAAGUAUUUUCAUCGAGGUCUGCAAAAGACAAAUGAAAGUCAGAUAUUGCGAUGCGCAAAUAGAUAGGAACAGUAGAGUGAAUGGAGCAGGAGCGCGGAUGGAAUAAGACAGGAUGGGAAUGGGAGGUGUAGUAGGUUACUCUGAAGUCUGUCCUUGAGCGCACAGGACAGAGGCAUCAAUGAAGGCAGGGGCAGGAACAGAAACUUUAAAUGCACGUUUUUCAGGCAAUACAGGAUUCGCUUCGGAGCAGUCUGGAUGAAGGGCAUCUAUCUAGAAUGCUUACCAACAAACUACGUGGCAGCCGAAGAAAGCACGAAGGAGAAAGCGUUUGCUGUGAUCUACGGAGAGGAGUUACGUGUGCAUGUGUUUCUCAUCUAUCUCAAGUGAUAUGGCAGGGAACUGACUGAGAGAGAGAGAGAGAGAGUUUAUACAGAAGAAAUUCAUCUGGAAACAGUAAAAGGUGCUGAUCUCUGGAACCAAGGCAACCCAUCAGAAAUGAAACAGCUGUUCUCAUCACACGUGAAUCUUAGACUGGACUCUGACACCAGGCAUCUUCUGAUUGUGCAAGAUCCACUGAAUGCACCUCAUGUCUCUGAACUGAAGUGACAUUCAUCCCUGGACUUGAAGUCAGUUGCCACGUAUAGAAAUUGAACAUUGAAUUUUGAAGAUGUCGCAACAGAUCUAAAAAUUACACCUCAGUGGGAACACAUUUUACAUUAACUCACACACAGUUUUCCACUGAGGACCAGACUUUGCCCUUUUGGCACCAUGAUGGAUAUUAGAAAUUUCACAAUCUAAAUAAUUUCCAUGCUGAUACACCUAAUAGCUGUGGCGCCCCUUGCCUUUCUCUCAUGCCCAUGGACCCAUCCAGUGCCAUGCUCUCACAGGCGCUCCUGCUCUUACAGUGCAUUAUUCUGACUCUCGGCAAGUACGAUAUCUGUAAGUCGCUGGUCAGCACAGACGAUGGACCAACAUGGGAAUUUUACGCUUGCCAGCCCAAACCCAUGUCCAUGAAGGAGUACAUGCAGAUUAGAGUGGAGCCUCCCGAUAUCACAUGUGGGAAUCCACCGGAGAGGUUCUGCACUCUGGAAAACCCAUACCUGUGUAGUGAUGAAUGCGAUGCCUCCACCAAAGAACUCGCCCAUCCUCCAGUGCUGAUGCAAGAUAGCGAGCGAACCGGACUCAUCACAUACUGGCAGACUGUAACAUGGGGUCGUUAUCCUGAGCCUCUUCUGGCCAACAUAUCCUUAUCCUGGAACAAAAGCCUGGAGUUAGCAGAUGACGUCCAGAUAACCUUUGAGUACGGGCGGCCCACAAAAAUGGUGCUGGACAAGUCCCUGAAUUAUGGACGAACCUGGCAGCCUUACCAGUACUACGCCGACGACUGCAUGGAUGCCUUCGGGAUGUUGCCAAAGAGGGUGCAGGAUCUGUCGGCCACGAACGUGACUAGAGUCAUAUGUACCGAGCAAUACUCUCGCUGGGUCGGUUCCAAGAAUGAGAAGAAUGUGCGGUUCGAGGUCCGGGAACGCUUCGCCAUAUUUGCUGGGACAAAAUUACAAAACAUGGACAACUUGUACACACGCAUGGAGAGUAUGAAAGGCCUCCGAGACUUUUUCACCUUCACAAACCUGCGGCUUCGGCUGCUGAGACCGGCGCUCGGAGGAACUUACGUACAAAGAGACAACCUGCUCAAGUACUUUUACGCCAUCUCCAAUAUCGACAUACCAGCAAGGUGUAAGUGUAACCUCCACGCCGGUCAGUGCUCCCUCCGUGACGGGACCCUUCAGUGCGACUGCGAGCACAACACCACUGGACAAGACUGUUCGGCCUGCGAGAGAGGAUUCAAAGCCAAGUCCUGGAAGCCCGGCUCAUACCUGCCCACCCCGAACGGCUCCCCGAACAUUUGUACGAAUUAUACACCUGCUGUAUUCAUGCAAACACUAGCAGUUACGCUUGACCCUGCCACUGUACCAAUGUCCAUAACUACAUCCAUAACACCACCCACAGUCCAACUGACCUCAGACUCAACACCAGCCGCCACAGGUUCAGUCCAGCCGAUCGCAGUAACCCAGACUCGGGGUACAUCAGCAUCUGUAAACAUGUUUACAGACACGGCCACCUCUAGUGACACAUCGACUUCUCCUCCUGCCCCUACAGGCGGCUCAGCGAUCCCUGAAUCCCUCACCAAUACACCAGCUGCUACCAUCUCGAGCCAGACAGACACCUCGUCUUUAACUACGGUGCCAUCUCCGUCUAGUCCAACACUCACAGUCGUACCCACUGCACCUGACCAGCCAGUUUCCGCAGCACCAGAUGUGAUACCCGAUGCGGCCACUGCAGCAACCGACACCGUGACUGCAACAACUGGCUUUGUUACAAGCAAUCCACUUUCUGUUCUUCCUGAGGUUACUGAUUCAUCUGCCUCAUCCUCUGGCGGCACUGCAACAACACUUAAUAUGGACAUCCAAGCAAUAUCUUCUGCAACCAUGGCAACAACACCUUCUGCAACCAUGGCAACUUCUGAAACAACAUCUUCAGCAUCAGCUAGCACCAUUCAACUGCCAACAUCUCUUGCUGUUGAUGCAGUUUCCCUUGUUUCUGAUGGAUCUCUAGUGGAAGUGGGUGCAAUGGUUACAGCAAAUACUGCAGUAACCUUAAUUACAAGCACAGUUAUGUCCUCAACUGAUGCAGUGAUGAAGACAGUUGAUGCACUCCCUCCAGACAUUGAUUUGAUUGUCCCAGCAUCUGAUGUUCCUCUAACUCCUGCAUCUGAUGGUGAUGCACCUGCAACUGAUGCCGUCGCAGCUGUAACAGAUGCUCCAGCAACAGUUACAGUUUCUCCUGAGAUUGCGUCCAUUGCCCCAGCAACUUCAGACUCAGAUGCUCCUGAAAGUCCAGGUGAUGCAGAAGCAACCAAUGUGUCUGAUGAAAUGAAACCUGCUCCUGAAGAUCCAGGUGAUGGUGCUGAAAUUGUCACAGCAGGUGCGGAAACAGUCACUGAUGCUGCUCCUCAACUUAAUGCUGAGAGUGACAGUAAAACUCCAUCUGAAGUAGGAGAGAAGAGUGAAGUUCCUCUUGUUGAGACCAAGGAAAAAACAGCGACAAAUCUGGAGAAGACAGAUAAAGAUGCUCCUGAAAGUAAACCUCCAUCUGAAGUAGGAGAGAAGAGUGAAGUUCCUCUUGCCGAGACCAAUGAGGGAAAAACAGCAACAAACUUGGAGAAGAAAGAUAAAGAUGCUCCUGAAAGUAAACCUCAAUCUAAAGUAGAUGAAAACAGUGAAGUUCCUCUAGCUGAGUCCAAGGAGAAAAAAACAGCAACAAACUUGGAGAAGAAAGAUAAAAAUGUAAAAGCCCCAGUAUCUGGUGACAUUAAGAAGAAGAACGAGGCUGGGAAAACCGGAGAGAGCAGGGAAGCCAAAGAGGAAAAGAAAGAGAAGGAAAAAAAGAAAGAAAAAGAUUAUGAAAAGAAAGACUAUGAGAAGAAAGUUGUUGCGAGGAUUUUGAUCCCUGGGGGGCCAAAAACACAGUUGUCAAGAAUAGCGUACAUCAGAUUUCAAGACUGCGAGUGCAACGGUCACUCAAAUCGCUGCAGUUACAUUGAUUUCAUCAACAUUGUGACUUGUGUGAGCUGCAAACACAACACUAGAGGGCAGAACUGUCAGCACUGCCGCCUCGGAUACUUCCGGAAUGCUUCCGCUGAGCUGGAUGAUGAGAAUGUUUGCAUAGAGUGUAACUGUAAUCAGCUGGGCUCCUUUCACGCCCGGUGCAAUGACACAGGCUUCUGCCAGUGUCGAGAGGGCAGCACGGGCCAGAAGUGUGAGGACUGCCUGCCUGGAUAUACCUGGAAGCAAGGCUGCAUGCCAAACGUGUGCGACGACGAGCUCCUCCUGUGUCAGAACGGCGGCUCCUGCAUCCAGAACCAGAAGUGCGUGUGUCCGCCCAGCUUUAGGGGCGUUUUGUGCGAGCAGCCACGCUGCCAGGGCGAGAAAGGGUGCGACGGCGCAUCGGCCUGCUACCUCAGCACACUGACGCUGCUGCUCUGCCUUCUAGCCAACAGCCUGCUUAAAGCCAGCGCCUAGAAACCCAUCUUAGUCCUGAUAUCGAUCCUAGUCUACGCAGGCCAAAGGGCUGAACCCUGCAGACGGACAGAGAGUGGCCUGAACCCGUACGGACCCAGCCUCACGGUGCUGAAAUCUUUUUUGGAAAUGGCGGCGGCUGCGCUGAGGUCAAACGACAUCUUCAUGAGACGAGCAGUUUAUUGCUCGUCUACUAGCAUCACUGAUCGCCUGAACUUUAUACCAAAAACAGAAUAAAAACAACUUAAGUUCAGUUUCAGCUCACUCUACACAAAACUCUAUAGAAAGUGGAGAAAUAUAUAGAUGCGGUUUCAUUUCCUUUGCAUUUCUACUUUCUCUGUAGUUUCGGCGCUCACCGAGGUACAAGCACUGCACUUAGCCAGCUUGUUUUAACGAACAACAAACGGUCGAUAUCACGGAAGCCUACUUAUGCCAAGUUAUUCUUCUUCUCUUGAAGACUUGUUUUUACAUUUCCUUUCAUUGCUGCAUUUUUCUCGCAUUUUAUUGCCAUUGAGGUUGUAACAAGUAGAUGAAACCGAUGGAAAAGAUGUUUAAUCGCCGAAUGAAUGUCUCUAUAGCUUGUGUUUGAGAUUAUGUUUAUGGAAUGUAGAAAGAGGUUUUAAAUUGUCACACUGAACAAAUAUACAUAUAUCAGUCUACCUGAAAGGAAAUAUGAAGUAUUGUAUAUUAUGAUUAUUAUUAUUUCAAUAUUUUUUGUAGAAAUUGUUAUUUUUGUUGAGUAAAUGUUACCAUUGUAAAGACAUUGCAGCAUUUAUUGCAGUGCAUAUGGUAUUCACACCAUGGUAAAACUAUAUUUGAUGAUACAUCAGAGUGCAUCUCUAAUAUAUUUGGAAUAUUUCUCCAUUCAUACCAUUAAAUAAAGCAUAAACGGUUCAUUACAUGCACAGCUUUAGCUCAAUGUAACCUGCACAUCAUCUUGUUACUGGCAUGCAUUCAUCAGUGCAGAUAUGACCAUUCAGGACUGCUUAUUAACACAGGAUGAUAAGUACAUUCCUAAAGCACAAAGUCCCACAAACCCCAAAUAAAUACUAGAUAAUUAUGAAGCACAGAAAGAAAAAAAAAAUGCAUCGCCAAGCAACACAAUUAGAAUGGCCAUUCAGAUUAACAAUUAAAAAUUCAGCACACUGUAUAUCAUGCAAUCAGGUUAUUUUUCAAAUAAUUUUAUUUUCCUUGCGCGAGUCUCAAAGAAAUGCCAAAAUCUUUAGCGGCUCAUGGGCUUUUUGAUGUAUUUCAUAUUUACAAAUGCUUUACAUUCAUGAUGAGCCAGGGUAAAUAAAAUACUAUCAAUAAAUAUUAUAAAUGAAUAAAACCUGACAAUCAGAAAGCACAAAGAGACGUGAGUGAAU
Messenger RNA from Sinocyclocheilus rhinocerous, 5550 nucleotides. RefSeq lists its product as uncharacterized. NCBI's taxonomy places the organism in Eukaryota, Metazoa, Chordata, Actinopteri, Cypriniformes, Cyprinidae. Bases 959 to 4186 code for a protein of 1075 amino acids. The transcript has 13 exons. The record is from RefSeq and is a predicted model, not a curated record. Gene Ontology annotation, biological process: tissue development; axonogenesis; animal organ morphogenesis.